AUGAAUUUUUUAUGUGCUGUUUUGCUGCUUAUGACAACUUUCACAUUUGCUAUGAAUGGCAAUCCAUCCGAACACGAAGGUGGAUACGAACCUAUCACGUUUACUAGUUUGAACAGUAAAAAUGCUUGGCAACAAGGAGCAAAACAAGACCGGACACUAAAUAUGGUGAAUGAUAUAAUGACUAGAUGUAACAAGCAAAUAGAAUCAACUCUGAGAUUUUGCAGCCGACCAAAUCAACACGGCUGGAUUCAGAACCGGGUUAUAUACACACAGACAACGAAAACUCAUUUAUUAGGAAUUUUUGGCGAAUACUUUGUUAAGAACUUCGAAAAUUAUUUGUCAUUCACAAAACAAAACAUCGCAACAUUUUACCACACUAAAAAGGAAGGUAAGCUUGAGAUACAUGUCAUAAAAAUUUGCGAAGUGACCGAAAAAGCGAUGUGUUUGCAGACCAUAAUACAUGUAAUAUUUAAGAACGUGUAUAAAAACAUGUUUUGUGACCUCAGGCUUUUUUAUAAUUUAAAGGAUAUUUUGUGCAAUUAUACGGAUAAUUGUAAAAGAAAUUAUAGUGUAAUAAUAAAGGACAGGAAGAUUUCUAAGGAAAAAUAUAACAGUCUGCUCAAGAAAUUAGAUACCUACGCAAAAAAUAUAAACGAUUUGGUAGAAUUUCUAGAAAAAAGAAAGGAAUCACUGAUCAAAUUUAUGGAUGCUGACAAAAAUGGCCAGUGCGCCAAUUUAUUGGCCUUUGUGCAGCAGGAAACUGGAAGAAUGGCAGAAACUGGGCAGUACGUCAAGCAGAUUAGGGGAUCUAAUCCAAGUGUAAAUGAUAAUUUACCAAUAGAGGAUAGAAAGUUUAACCUUUUUAGUGCACGAUUAGACGUAACGGCGGUCAAGGAUUCAGAAAGCGAAAUAAAGGACAGAAAUGCUAUCAAUGAAACAGCCACAGAUCAAAUUGUGAGCUCCGAUGAUGUAAAACCAGCAUUAAGUGAGGAAAUAAACUGCAAUACGAUGCAACCAAAUGAUAUGCAAGAUUGUGCACCUGAAGGACGUGGAAAUGAGUCGGAUGAUAACAGAUCAUAUGACAAGAGGGAAGAAGUUGCAGUGGGACCAACAGUAGAAGGUGAAAGCUCGAACUGUUUAGAAUACGAAAAAUGUUACGGACUUGCUGAACAAUUAUUAAACCUACAAAAUACGGUUGGGAUGGAUUCUGGGUGUAUGGAAGAUUCAUUAGCGCCUUAUGAGGAAGGUGAGAGAUUCUUUUCGUUUAAUUCAUUGACUGAUGCAUCGGAUCAGGCACCAGUAUCGCUUGAAGAUGCUUCUAAUAAUGUUGGACUAACACACACGAAACAGAAGCAUCACACUCCGAUACAGCAGAAGCAUGUGAAUGAUAAUAUCACUCAUCCUGGUGUUGCACCGAACGAUUUUGGAUGUAAUCCGCACAUCGGACCGGGACAUCAUGCCAUAUCACAAUCAAUCUGUUGGAAUAAUCCCAAGCUCGCUCAACCCGAUAUUGUACCAAACCAUACUAUACAGCCGUACCAUCCAUGUCUAUACCAAGCUUUUCCGUCAAAUAUGAGUUAUCCUCCACCACCAUAUAACAACUACCCAUACCACACUCAGCAUAAUUUUCCUUUAUUGCAGUACCACACAUCCCCACCGAGUGUAUACGAAAACGCUCAGCAACCUCAAUUCAAUCCAGGAGCGCCUAACAAAACCAGACCACCAUUUAACACAAGAAAACAUGCACCAACGCGCAAUAUACAGGGUCAGACAUCCACACAACACGAACAUGUGAUUAGCCCUAAUAUUAAUCCAGGCGGUGUGCGUAAUCACUUCAUACCUACACGGAUAGAAAGGAAGUUAGUUCAAGGCCAUUCCUCGCAUUCAGGGGUAGGAGAUGAUGCCAGCGGAUCACGUAUUAAAACGAAUUGGAAUCAACCAGCGGAUAAGAGCGAUGAAUCGAUGCCAAAUCAGGACGCUCCAACUCUGAGCAAUGAAAUCUGGAGACCCACGGAAAACGAGAAGAAAAUGCUUAAAGAGCGUUACAACUAUUUAACCGGCAGACGUUAAGAGCGUAGUCAUGGGAGAUGAAAUGUUUUACCUUGUCAGUUCAGAAAUAGUGGUUUUUACUAAAAGUUAAAACAAAACGAGCCAUGGUUUGCGAAAGAAAAGAUGCGAUGAAUUUAGAGAACUUGUACUGUGUUACCACAUAGAACCAGGUAUUGCUAUGUCCGCUAUUAAUAAAGAUUUUUUGCCAAUUUUUAGGCAGCAACGCGCCACAAACACGAAAUGAAAAUAGCACAACAACUGUUAAAGUGCACAUAAAACGCUGGAAUCAAACGUUCCAGUCAUUGCCACAAUCGUUAACAACACCAACACCGUUUACAUGCACAGUCUUUCAAUAGAACAAACGUUCCAGUCAUUGCCCCACAGUAUCGUAC
Vavraia culicis subsp. floridensis is the source of this 2441-nucleotide messenger RNA. RefSeq lists its product as uncharacterized. The coding region runs from base 1 to 2070 and encodes 689 amino acids. The transcript has a single exon. The record is from RefSeq and is a predicted model, not a curated record. NCBI's taxonomy places the organism in Eukaryota, Fungi, Microsporidia, Pleistophoridae.